Populus nigra (black poplar) is the source of this 2921-nucleotide messenger RNA. Its product is annotated as protein ACTIVITY OF BC1 COMPLEX KINASE 8, chloroplastic-like. The transcript is spliced from 21 exons. Gene Ontology annotation, biological process: regulation of response to reactive oxygen species. NCBI's taxonomy places the organism in Eukaryota, Viridiplantae, Streptophyta, Magnoliopsida, Malpighiales, Salicaceae. The coding region runs from base 150 to 2444 and encodes 764 amino acids. The record is from RefSeq and is a predicted model, not a curated record.
UGUUCUUCUCCUUGUCCAAACUCCUCUCUGCUUCAUUCUCAUACCACAAAUCUCUUGAGCACAAACACACUCUAUACAAGAAAAGAAUAAAAAUAAAUAAAUGAAGAUUGGGGUUUUGAUUUGAAAUAAUAAAAUCAAAAUCUCCAUUAAUGGCUUCUUCUUUACCCCUACCAGAGCUCACUUUCAUCUCUCCACAAUCCAGAACUCGGAAACAUCACCACCACCUACUUCCUCUCUCUAGACACUCUCUUUCUAAACUAAAUGUUUCUAGUAAAAAACUUAAAUUCAAUAUUCCUCUUCGGACUCCAGUGGUUCGAGCUUUGAGUGAGGAUACUGCAGUGAUCGAUGAGAGAGAGCGAGAAAUUUUGAAAGAACUGAAUGGAAAUGGGAACGGAAGAGUGAAUGGAUCAGUGGAGAGGUAUGUAAAUGGUAGAGUUGUGAGUGUGGAGGAGGGAGAGAGUAGUAGUAAUGGGAGUUUGAUGAAGUAUGCGAGUGGAAAUGGUGUGGCAGCCACGGCGACGGCGAAGAUUGUGGGGGAGGAGGAAAAGGAAGGGUUGAAGGAGGAUGGAAGGAAGAAGAGGAUAGAGGAAAUUGGGAAAGAAGAGGCUUGGUUUAAGCGUGCUGGUCAACAAGUUGAGGUUUCUGUUGCACCUGGAGGGCGUUGGAGUAGAUUCAAGACCUACUCAACAAUACAAAGGACUUUGGAAAUAUGGGGAUUUGUUUUAACAUUUAUCUUCAAGGCUUGGCUGAACAGCCAAAAAUUCUCUUAUCGAGGAGGAAUGACAGAGGAGAAAAAAGUUGCAAGGAGGAAGGCCCUUGCCAAGUGGUUAAAGGAAAGCAUAUUAAGAUUAGGUCCAACAUUCAUAAAAAUUGGUCAGCAGUUCUCUACAAGAGUGGAUAUUCUUGCUCAAGAAUAUGUUGAUCAAUUGUCUGAGCUUCAGGAUCAAGUUCCUCCAUUUCCAUCAGAGACUGCUGUUUCUAUUGUUGAGGAAGAGCUUGGAGCUCCAGUGGAUGAUAUCUUUGAUCAAUUUGACUACGAACCCAUAGCUGCCGCAAGUCUUGGUCAAGUUCACCGUGCAAGAUUGAAAGGACAGGAAGUUGUGAUUAAAGUUCAAAGACCUGGUCUCAAGGAUCUUUUUGAUAUUGACCUAAAAAACCUGAGGGUAAUAGCUGAAUAUCUUCAAAAGAUUGACCCAAAGUCAGAUGGUGCAAAGAGGGACUGGGUUGCAAUAUAUGAUGAAUGUGCAAGUGUCUUGUAUCAGGAGAUUGAUUAUACUAAGGAAGCUGCUAAUGCAGAACUGUUUGCAAGUAAUUUCAAGAAGAUGGAAUAUGUAAAAGUCCCAACAAUAAAUUGGGAAUACACCACUCCACAGAUUCUGACAAUGGAGUAUGUCCCAGGGAUCAAAAUAAACAAAAUUCAAGCUUUAGAUCAAUUGGGUGUUGAUCGCAAAAGAUUGGGUCGAUAUGCGGUUGAAUCUUAUUUGGAACAAAUUCUAUCUCAUGGAUUCUUCCAUGCCGACCCUCAUCCAGGAAAUAUUGCUGUUGAUGAUGUCAAUGGGGGAAGGUUGAUCUUUUAUGAUUUUGGAAUGAUGGGAAGUAUCAGUCCAAACAUUCGAGAAGGGUUGCUGGAAACAUUCUACGGAGUUUAUGAAAAGGAUCCAGAUAAGGUCCUUGAGGCAAUGGUACAAAUGGGUGUCCUUGUGCCUACUGGAGACAUGACAGCUGUCAGACGAACUGCACAAUUCUUCCUCAACAGUUUUGAAGAGCGUCUUGCUGCUCAAAGAAGAGAGAGAGAAAUGGCAACAACAGAACUUGGAUUUAAAAAACAAUUGACCAAGGAGGAAAAGAUGGAGAAAAGGAAGCAACGUCUGGCUGCAAUAGGGGAAGAUUUAUUAUCCAUUGCAGCAGAUCAACCUUUCCGUUUUCCUGCCACUUUCACAUUUGUUGUGAGAGCAUUUUCAGUAUUGGAUGGCAUUGGGAAAGGCCUUGACCCUCGGUUUGAUAUUACUGAGAUUGCCAAACCCUAUGCACUCGAGCUGCUAAGAUUUCGUGAAGCUGGAGUUGAAGUUCUCUUGAAGGACUUCAGAAAGAGGUGGGACAGGCAGUCUCGUGCAUUCCACAACUUAUUUAGACAGGCUGAUAGAGUUCAAAAGCUUGCUGAAACUAUCCAACGAUUGGAGCAAGGUGAUUUGAAGCUUCGAGUUCGAACUCUGGAGGCUGAGAGGGCAUUCCAGCGUGUUGCAGCUGUUCAGAAGACAGUAGGGAGUGCUGUAGCUGCUGGAAGUCUAAUUAACCUUGCAACGAUUUUAUUUCUCAACUCCAUUCGAGUACCAGCCACUGCAGCAUCCAUCCUUUGUGCAUUUUUCAGUUUCCAAGUUCUCUUUGGCAUUAUAAAGGUGAAAAGUUUAGAUCAACAGGAAAGGUUGAUAACAGGAACUGCUUAACCUAAUGAAACAGCCUGAACAGAUCGUUAUGGUACUUACCCAAGUGCUUUAACAAGUGAAAUCUGCUUUUUUGAGCAAACUGUUCAGGAAUAAAGCAUCGAACACCAUGUGGAAUUACCAUAAAACAGAGAUGGUCAAAGUGACUUGCAAGGGAUUAUCUGCAGUGAGCUGUGUGUUUUCGUAUAUGAUGUUCCGCACAAACAUUCAGCUGCAAUAGAGUUGAGCGGAGGACAGGAAGAUUGUCUAUUCAGCUAAGAGACUACAUAUAGAUUACACCAAAUACCAGUUGCACAUGGUUCUUAAUCUCAAUUUCAUUCACCUCUCUGUGUCUGUAGUUCUCCAGCUAUGUACAUAUAAUCAGUUAUUCUUGGAAAUUUAAUAUCACACUCAAUGUAGGUGGUGGAACGUGAUAAUUAAUUCUUAUUAUGAUAGAAAUUGCCAAUAAAAGCUGACUGACAAAGACCUUAAGAAUGCGAA